AUGGCGGAGCCCCUGAGCCCCUGCACCCCACGGGGACAGUAUCAGGCCAGCGUGGGCACCAACACCUCGUCGCCCAGUGUGGACACCAACACCUCCUCCGCACUGGUGGGUGGCAGUGCGUGGAGGGGCUGGGAGCCCUUCUCCAUUUUCACCAUCUUUGUCCUGACCCUGAUGGUGCUCCUGACCAUGGCCACCUUCCUCUGGAACCUGCUCGUGCUGGCGACCAUCCUGCGAGGGAAGGCUUUCCACCGGGUGCCCCACAACCUAGUCUUGGUGAGGGAGCUGUCGGCUGGGCGGCGAUGGCGGCUGGGUCGGGAGCUGUGCCUCAUGUGGGUCUGCUUCGACGUGCUGUGCUGCACGGCCAGCAUCUGGAACGUGACUGCCAUCGCCCUGGACCGCUACUGGUCCAUCACCCGCCACCUGGAGUACACGCUGCUCACUCGCCGCCGCAUCUCCAACGUCAUGAUCGCUCUCACCUGGGCCCUCUCCGCUGCCAUCUCCCUUGCCCCCCUCUUCGGCUGGGGGGAGACCUACAGCCCUGAGCAGGAGCGCUGCCAGGUCAGCCAGGAGCCUUCCUACACCAUCGUCUCCACCGGCGGGGCUUUCUACCUGCCCCUCUGCGUGGUGCUGUUUGUCUACUGGAAGAUCUACAAGGCGUCCAAGUUCAGCUUGAGGGGCUGCAGGAAGAACGCCGUGGUGCCCCUGCCCGAGGCUGCCCAGGUGAAGGAAGCUUCGCAUGAACCACAGAUGGUGUUUACAGCUCGUCAUGCAGCUAUCACUUUCCAGACAGAUGGAGAAACAUGGAGAGAACAGAAAGAGAAAAAGGCAGCUCUGAUGGUUGGCAUCUUAAUUGGAGUUUUUGUACUGUGCUGGAUCCCUUUCUUCAUCACAGAAUUAAUAAGUCCUCUCUGUUCCUGCAACAUCCCCUCCAUCUGGAAAAGCAUCUUCCUUUGGCUUGGCUACUCCAAUUCUUUCUUUAAUCCUCUCAUUUAUACAGCAUUUAACAAAAAUUACAACAAUGCCUUCAAGAACCUUUUUGUAAAGCAGAGAUAA
This is a messenger RNA of Phaethon lepturus (White-tailed tropicbird), 1053 nucleotides long. RefSeq names its product 5-hydroxytryptamine receptor 5B-like. The transcript is spliced from 3 exons. Gene Ontology annotation, molecular function: G protein-coupled receptor activity. The record is from RefSeq and is a predicted model, not a curated record. Bases 1 to 1053 code for a protein of 350 amino acids. Gene Ontology annotation, biological process: adenylate cyclase-activating adrenergic receptor signaling pathway. Lineage: Eukaryota; Metazoa; Chordata; Aves; Phaethontiformes; Phaethontidae. Gene Ontology annotation, cellular component: membrane.